AACUUGCUACAGACCACAUGAAAUCUCCAGUAAUGCGAUGUCAAAGUAGCUUGUUGAACUUCAAGAGAGCGCUAUCUGAUCCGACUGAACUUCUUCAAUUCUGCGCCUCAUCAUCAUCAUCAUCAUCCUCAUCCUCAUCCUCACUUUUCACCUGAUGACACGUUUCUCGGGGAUUGUUCCAGGCGCCUUUCCCUCUCUGUCUCUCACGUCUCUGGCACUGAAAGUUUGAUUAUUGUUUUAAAAAAAAGUGGAAAUGAAUAACACCGGGUUCAACCAAACGGAGGGUGGACUGCUCAACAAGACUGAGGAGCUUUUCUGCUGCAACUUUUCCUCCGUGGUGACUGAUAACGGCUUUGUGGCAGCUGCUCCGGAUGAGAGGAGCCUCUUCGUCAUGAGGGUGGUCCAGAUAGCCGUCAUGUGCGUUUUGUCCCUCACGGUGGUUUUUGGCAUAUUUUUCUUGGGUUGCAACCUUCUCAUAAAGUCAGAGGGAAUGAUAAACUUUUUAGUAACGGACAGGAGACCGUCUAAAGAAACGGAGGCAGUUAUUGUUGGAGCCUACUGACUGAAGACGACCUUUAUAUAAUGAUUUGAAUCAGAUCUGAAGUCUAGUGAAGACAGAUGGAAGACAAAGCUAUGAUCCACAAACAAGCCCCUGUUUUCAUAUUGGUGUUUAGAGGUAACUAAACCCUGCUGGUGACUGCAGCUCACAGGUGUUCACCUAAGUUAUUCCUUGUGGCUUUUUAACGCCAACAAAGACUCAACGAUCUCCAAGGGGUAUAGUGCGUGUUAUGCCUCUUUGUUUAUAAAGUAUUCAAUCAACCACUGUUGUACUUUCAGUAGUUGGAGCACCGUUUGUCAAGCAGCAUCCUCGUGAAGUGUCGAAAAAAAGUCUUCGCAUUUGCUGCUUUAAAAUACCCUCUCAUGUUGCUAAUGCAAUGGAGAGAUUAAUGUUUAAACAUGUACUGUAUGUUGUAUGUGUUUUUGCAUACAAUAUGCAAUUCAUUAAUCGGUGUAUUUCUCUGGAUUCCUGUUGAUGACUGUAUGAGUGUCUGCGUUGGCAGUGGAGAAAAAAACCAACAUGCCGUGUAAAUUCUGUUAAUUGGAAUAAAUUCGUUCUGUAAUUAAAGUCUUCCUCUUAAUUAAAGUCUAUUUCUUCCACCAUGAAUAUCGCCCUCGCCACGCCCUCUGCCAAAGUGAUUUAGAUUUCUAAAAGAUUAAAUUCAGAGACUAGGUAUGUUGUGGUAAUUGUAGAAAAUAACGUUGACAAGACAUAAUGUAGGUUAUUAAUUGUUAUUGAAUUCGACAGGAAAAUGGGUAUAUUAUGAUCAUUUAUUCAUUCAAACUGGCAUCAAGACAUGUGUUUUCUUUGGCAUACGUGUG
Molecule: messenger RNA, 1380 nt
Organism: Cottoperca gobio
Lineage: Eukaryota; Metazoa; Chordata; Actinopteri; Perciformes; Bovichtidae
Gene: rprma
Product: reprimo, TP53 dependent G2 arrest mediator candidate a
Exons: 1
Coding region: 254-562 (102 amino acids)
Source: RefSeq, a predicted model, not a curated record